AUGGAAAAACUCAACACUGAAAAUGCAGGAAAGCUUGCAAACCAAGAAAAGGUGGAAACCGAAGAACUGCCACCGACUAAGGAAAAGCCAGAAGCCCCUGGCUCUCCUGAAAACAAGGGAAAGUUAGGAACAGAAGACAAGGGAAAGUUAGGAACAGAAGGAAAUGAUAAGGAUAAGGGAAAGGCUGAGGGCAAGGGGAAGUCCAAAGAAGAAAAGCCAGCAGGUGAAACCAGGGCUGCAGCUAAGCACCCAGCUCAGGAUGAUGUCCCCAGAAAAGCAAAAAGAGAAACCAAUAAAGGGCUGGCUGAGUACCUCAGGGAGUGUAAGGAAGUCAUUCAUGAUGUGCAUUUGAGCAAUGAGGAGAUGAUAAGAGAGUCCAAUGAGAUGGCAAGGGUGGAGGAUGAGGUGAAAAAAUCCAAACAGAAAUUGGGUGACUUUAUGUGCAUGCAAAGAAGCUUGCAGAAUCCCUUCCACCCUAGAGGUCCAAGGGAACUUAGGGGCGGCUGUAGGGCCCAACAGAGAGGCUUUGAAGACAUUCCUUAUGGGUGGUGCCUUUGA
This is a messenger RNA of Echinops telfairi (small Madagascar hedgehog), 558 nucleotides long. RefSeq names its product transcription elongation factor A protein-like 4. The record is from RefSeq and is a predicted model, not a curated record. The transcript is spliced from 2 exons. NCBI's taxonomy places the organism in Eukaryota, Metazoa, Chordata, Mammalia, Afrosoricida, Tenrecidae. The coding region runs from base 1 to 558 and encodes 185 amino acids.